Messenger RNA from Drosophila sulfurigaster albostrigata, 2389 nucleotides. RefSeq names its product putative gustatory receptor 2a (gene Gr2a). Lineage: Eukaryota; Metazoa; Arthropoda; Insecta; Diptera; Drosophilidae. Gene Ontology annotation, cellular component: membrane; neuronal cell body; axon. The transcript has 4 exons. Bases 1087 to 2373 code for a protein of 428 amino acids. Gene Ontology annotation, biological process: sensory perception of taste. The record is from RefSeq and is a predicted model, not a curated record.
UCUUAUAGACUCUGAGAUAUGGAGGAAAAGUGUUGAUACGGACAAUCGGGAACAGACAGACAGAAUAUAUAUUUUAUGGUGUCCGUGAUGACUUCUUUUGUCUGUAAGAUUUAUUUCUUAUAGUUCCUGAAGUUAUAAUAACCCUCUACCCAACGGAUACCGGCUAUAAAAACGCGAACCUCUCUUUCUAUUUCAUUUUUUUUGUCCAUCUCUCUCUUUACCAGUGUAUCUGUUAUGAGUUUUGUUCCCUCUAGUCGAAGCAAGUCAUGCGAAUCCAGCAAUAAUUAAGCAUAUGGAUAAAUGAAUAAACAGGUGCUAAAUAUAUUCAAUACUGAUGAGGAUCUCCAGUCGAUUAUAUUAUAAUUAAUAUAGCUGUAGGCACCUUGCUUCGUCUAUUUCACUUUGCACACACUGCAAGGUAUAGAAAGUAAGAAAACUACAGUCGAGUGUGCUCAAUUGUGAGAUACCCCGUAAUCACUUUUCAUAAAGGAAAAGCAAUGCGGUAUUAAUUUCUAAAUAUACCAAACGAAUAUACCACAAAAAUACUAAAAAAAUACCAAAAGCUAUGUUUGGUAUAUUGGUGUAGUACUAAAUGCAAAAUAGUGAGUAUACAAAUAGUCUCCUUACCCGCUUGCACCUGGUGCCCCUUCAAAACAAUGUCGUAUGGCGCGCCUUUUUAUCCGCCAAAUGUCCAUUAAACGUUUGAUUUAUGCGUAGUCAGCAUUUUAGCGUGUUGACAUUAAAAUGGAUUAAUUCAUCAACAUACUCGUAUGGUGUUGAUAAUGAUUGAUGAAAUGUGUCUGCUCUGCAAGGUGCCACCAGUGAACGGUAAACAGUUGACAGGAAUACAUGUCUCUGGCCAGAGUUGGCUACGCAGGUCAAGUUCGCAAUUAGACCUUGGCAUAUUCAGGUCACUAUCAAACGCUGCUUACUGAAUACUACUACUAGUUGAACAACUUUGUAUUGCAGUAUCUAAAUUGGCCCAAUCGAUGAACAUUUAAUUGUAAUUAGCUGAUUAGAUUAACGCAUUAUCUACACACCAUAAAUAUAAAACAAUACGCGUUGCAUCAUUUGCACGCAGUGGCCAUGGAUAUUUUGGAUGCGGUGGCGCCGCUGUUGCGUGUCUCGCAGCUGUGCAACCUGUGGCAGUGGCGCGUAGACCCGUCUGCUCGUCUGCUGCAACGUUUCCGUUGGCUCGAGCUCUACAGUCUGGUAAUUCUCUUCGCCUCCAGUGGCUACCUUUUGUACGGCCUGUUCGAUGAGAGUCGCGAUGAGAGUGACGAGGGCGGCAAUGAGACGAGCAACAUUGGCCACACCGUCGACUACAUACAGCUGGUGGGGAUACGUGUGGCACACAUCACAUCACUACUCGAGGCGCUGUGGCAGCGUCAGACGCAGCAACGUUUCUUUGCCCAGCUGCGGGAAAUUGAUCGUGAUUUUGCCAGCAUGCUGCACAUCGAUGUGGACAACGCCAAGUUGCGACAGCAAAUGACACGUCGUGGCCUUUGGAUGCUCGCCGGUUAUAUUAUCAGUCAGAGCUUUAUCAUUGUAACGAAAAUGUUUUCACCCGAUCACAAGUUUCCCAUCUACUGGAUCUGCUAUCUGCUGCCCUUGCUUGUGUGCGGGCUGCGUUAUUUUCAGAUCUAUACGGCCGUACUAAUUGUCCACCAGCGUCUGGAGUUGCUGCACAAGCUGUUGGAGUCGCUGCAACUGAAUGAGGCGGAUCCACAGAAACCAUAUGCCUGCAUGUGCAUCAAGGAGGCGCUACAAAUGCAGGUGGCAGCCGCAGCAUGCAUGCAACGUCUGAUCACCGCAAGAAUUCUGUAUCAACGCCUUUGGCUAUUGGUGGGACUCUUGAAUCGCUGCUAUGGCCUCUCGAUGCUGUUCAAUCUGGGCAAUGAUUUUCUGGCCAUCACCUCGAAUUGUUAUUGGAUUUUCUUGAAUUUUCGCCAAUUCGCUGCAUCACCAUAUGAUUUCAUGCAGAUUCUGGGCAGCACUCUUUGGACAACUCCGCAUCUGGGCAAUGUGCUGGCCUUGGCCCUAAUGUGUGAACGUGCCGCGUACUUUACCACUCGUUUGGCCUUGAGUCUGCAUCACAUUCGUGUCGAUCUGCAAAACGACAGCCACAAUGCACUUGUAAGCUUCAACUUCUAUUGUCCUUUCUUACUUGUUCGUAAUAAGCUCCUUUUACAGAUCACACAGUUUUCGCUGCAACUGCUGCAUCAACGUCUCUGCUUCAGCGCCGCCGGAUUCUUCAAUGUGGACUGCACGCUGCUCUAUACGAUCGUAGGAGCUACCACAACGUAUCUCAUCAUUCUAAUACAGUUUCAUAUGAGCGAGAUUAGCUUCAGCAAUGCAUCAGAUGGCGCAUAAAUUGGACAGUAAGAAU